Messenger RNA from Manis javanica (Malayan pangolin), 1308 nucleotides. Its product is annotated as olfactory receptor 51I2-like. Gene Ontology annotation, molecular function: G protein-coupled receptor activity; olfactory receptor activity. The record is from RefSeq and is a predicted model, not a curated record. Lineage: Eukaryota; Metazoa; Chordata; Mammalia; Pholidota; Manidae. Gene Ontology annotation, cellular component: plasma membrane. Gene Ontology annotation, biological process: G protein-coupled receptor signaling pathway.
CCUAAGCUCAGUCCUCCUCUGGAAUCUAAAGCCUCCUAAGCAUUCAGAAUCAGCCUGAGAGGGACAAGUAGACCGCUGUAUGGGCUCUACUGAAGAGAUCAAGUCUUUCUGGAACCUCAACUGCCUCCCAAGGAUGCUCCCUUCCCAGUCCUAUGUCAACAUCUCCUUCUUCCAGCCACCUGCUUUCCUGAUGAUUGGCAUCCCAGGGCUGGAGGCCCUCCACGCCUGGAUCUCCAUCCCCUUCUCCUCCAUGUACACUGUGGCCCUAACUGGCAACUGCCUGAUCCUCUUGGCUGUGAGGAGGACUCCCAGCCUGCACCAGCCCAUGUACUACUUCCUGUCCAUGCUGGCCCUCACAGACGUGGGCCUCACCUUGUCCACACUGCCCACCACGCUGGCCGUGCUCUGGUUCGACCGUCGGCUCAUCGGCUUCAAUGCCUGCCUGGUGCAGAUGUUCUUCCUCCACUCCUUCUCUGUGGUGGAGUCCUCGGUGCUCCUGGCCAUGUCAUUUGACCGCUUUGUGGCCAUCUCCAACCCCCUGCGCUAUGCAGCUGUCCUCACAAACAAUGUCAUCAUCAAAAUUGGGGUGGCCAUUGUGGCUCGAGCUACUGUCUCCCUCUUCCCAGUGCCCUUCUUACUGAAGCGGCUGAACUUCUGCCCUGGCAAGAUCCUCUUGUCCCACUCAUUCUGUUUCCAUGCAGAUGUCAUGAAAUGUGCCUGCACUGACAUUACUGUCAACAUUGUCUAUGGGCUGUAUGUGGUCCUAUCUACAGUGGGUGUAGACUCCCUGCUAAUUGUCCUCUCCUAUACCCUUAUUCUUCACACUGUGAUGGGUCUGGCUUCUCCCAGGGAACGUGUCCGGGCCCUCAACACUUGUGUUUCUCAUAUCUUAGCUGUUCUGAUUUUCUACAUCCCAGUCAUAGGUGUGUCCAUCAUCCACCGUUUUGCGAGGCAACUGCCCCACGCUAUACAUGCUCUUGUUGCCUAUGUGUACCUGGUGGUGCCCCCUGUGCUCAACCCCAUCAUCUACAGUGUCAAAUCCAAGCCCAUCAGGGAGGCCAUGCUCAGAGUGCUGAGGGGGAAAGGCCAAGGCUGACAAAAACCAAGAAAACAACCACAGAAUCUCAGGGAAACAUGACCAAACUGUCACAUGUCACAUGUCUUUACUCAGAUCCCUGAAACAGACACAUUAUCAAGAGUAUGAUAAGCGUAUGGAUACUCUCGGACUGGUGAGUGAAGAACAUCUUAAUUCUUUUCUUCACUUGUUAACAAGCUUUGUUACUCAAUAUUUACUUGUGCAAAUAUCUG